AGGGCUUGUCCCAAUUAAUCAAACUAAAUCAGUCUAUUUUUUUUUUUUUAUUAUUUAUCUUUUUAAAAAAAUAAAGCAAAGUCAUAUUCCCAGUUUCACACCCACCUGAACCACGCCACCACCAUCACGUCACCAUCGUCACAACCACCACAAUCAUCACAGCCACCAUCUCUCCACCAAAACCCAUCACAACUACCACCAUCUCUCCUUCUUCCCUCGUCGUCUUCCCCUUCUUCUUCCUUCCUCAACCCCUCAACACUGCUUCGCGGCGGAACAAAACAAAACCCUAGUAACAAAGAGUGUUAAGUAUGGCCAUAUCAAGUUAUCAACCCCUUAGGUGAGCAUCUUAUUCGCGGCAGCAAUUUUAACCACCUUAGAUGAUGGAAAUGGGGGAGGCAAUGAUGGAGUUAGCUUGACUGUUAGAGGAUAGAGAAACCAACAAUGGAGGAAAUUUGAGAUUAGAAAGAGGAAGAAAGAUGGAAAAUUAGUAUGUUGCCCACAAACUAAUUGAUAAAAUGACCAUUAUAUCCAUUGAUAUACCAACUCCGUAUAUUAGACUGAUUAACUUGUAUUUUUUCGUUGUAAAAAAUAAUGUUUCUUACUUCUUUUUUAUUUAAAAAAUAAAAAUUACGUAAGGUUUACUUCUAGGAGUUCAAGUCAUUGAACAAUUAAACCUUUUUCUAUGGUUCAAUUAUUUUCCAACCUCUAAAUAAAUUUACCCAAACCCUCAACCACCACUCCCCCUUUCCUUCCUAAAAAAGAAAAAAAAAAAAGGAAAGAAAGAAAGAGGAGUGUAGAAAAGAAGAAAUCUUUGAGCUGUCAGUUCUAAUUGUAUUGUCUUCAAAGGAGAAAAUUGAAUUUCUGGGUUGAAUUUGAUUUCUGGAUUGAAACUAAUUCAAGAUUCAAAUGUCGUGGGCCGGUCCUGAAGAUCUGUAUCUUUCAACUUCUCUCGCCAGUUAUCUCGACAGAAAGAUUCUUGUUUUACUACGAGAUGGAAGAAAACUCUUAGGGACACUUUGUUCAUUUGAUCAAUUCGCAAAUGCUGUUCUUGAAGGUGCAUGUGAAAGAGUCAUUGUUGGUGACCUUUAUUGCGACAUCCCAUUAGGUUUAUAUGUAAUCCGUGGGGAGAAUGUGGUCUUGAUUGGUGAGCUGGAUGCGGAAAAAGAGGAUCUCCCCCCUCAUAUGUCACGUGUAUCAGUUGCUGAGAUCAGAAAGGCACAAAAAGCAGAGAGGGAUGCCUCUGAUCUUAAAGGCCUAAUAAGAAAGAGGAUGGAGUUUCUCGAUAUGGACUGAAACUUAUUGUUGGUGUUCAGAGAGUUGUUUUUCCUUGUCAACACCAUGCCACAUCGUCUGCUAGUCGGUCUGAAUAUUCAAAAGACCAAGAUUUUGCAAUGGAUGAUGUGCCACGGUAUUAGCAAGCAUUGUUGCUUAGAAGCUAAUCUGUACAAGAUUGUGUAGAAUUAACAAUUAUUAGUUGAUGGCUGUUUAAUAUGGUCCUAAAUUACAUCCUGGGAGUGUUAAAACUCCCGUUUUAUUUCCCUGUUGGUUCAUUUCUUCGAUUUAACGAGCACAGAUGAGUGCCUGAACCUUUAUUUAACCUUCUAGUAUACUGGAGUAGGCUCUCAUUUACUUCA
Molecule: messenger RNA, 1634 nt
Organism: Chenopodium quinoa (quinoa)
Lineage: Eukaryota; Viridiplantae; Streptophyta; Magnoliopsida; Caryophyllales; Amaranthaceae
Product: sm-like protein LSM1B
Exons: 5
Coding region: 907-1293 (128 amino acids)
Biological process (GO): deadenylation-dependent decapping of nuclear-transcribed mRNA
Cellular component (GO): P-body; Lsm1-7-Pat1 complex
Molecular function (GO): RNA cap binding
Source: RefSeq, a predicted model, not a curated record